AGUCUCCUUACUACUAAUGGUCUGUUAUUUCCGUUUAAAGCAACAAGCACAGAAACAGAGACAUACUCUGUUUUUGAAACAUUUUGCCACAAAAAGACUAAAACCACUCACCAAAACAAUGAGAUCUGCGGUCAUAAGUGUUUGCAAGACCUAGUUUCACUUUAUCUCUCAGGACUAGGGUUACCAGAUAGCAGCGGCUACAAGCAAAAAGACGGUGAAAACUAUGAAGCCAGGUUUCUCCUUUCUCCUCCUUCCUCUGUUCUUGAUUCUUCUUCUUCAAGAAAUUGAUGUAUUUUGGUUUCCGUUCUUUGUAACAGUUACUCCUGCAGAAGAUUGUGUUCCUAAGUUCUUCAGAGUGUACAUGCCUGGUAUAUCAGGAGAUGAUUUGAUCUCUAGUUUGGUUGAGACUUUGCAGGAGUUGCCUGUUUGCUUCAACAGCUUCUUACCAAAGCCUCUGCCUAAACACGUAACGGUUAAAAGUAUUUACGGGAAGAUUUGGAGAAUGGCGUUGAGGAGAUGUGGUGGUGACGCUGAGAGAUACAUGCUGCUUAACGGGUGGAAGAGGAUCGCGAAGGACGAGUCUCUGACCACUGGAAACGUGCUGGAGUUUCAAUUGGAUGAUGAUGGCUCGCUGUGUUUCAACUUCUCUAUCUACGACCCUCUCACCAUGUGUAAAAGACUCGGAACAACAACUUCAGUGCAAGAAACCGAAAAUGCUGAUAACGUUUUGGUACUUAGUGAUGAUGAUGAUGAUGAUGAUGAUGAUGAUGAUUUUCAGGAUUCUGAUUACAGUUGUGCUGACGAUAAUGAUGCUAGUGCUGAAGAUGAUGAUCAUGGUGUUGCGGCUGGUGAUGAUGAUGUGGCGCUUGAUGGUUCUGAUGAUGAUGAGGCAAACCAUGAUGAUGACAGACGAUAUCUGGAUGAUCGCAGCAACGCGUUUUUUCGAGUGAAGAUCAAUCCCAAGAAGAUAAGCCAAUUGCGGAUACCGUCUAAGGUUAUAAAUGACUACGGCUUAUCCUUCUCCGAGACCGAGAGUAUGAAUAUCAUCGAUCCACUAGUGAAGAAGUUCGGGAAGCUGACGAAGAAAAUUAAGGUUCAGACGAAUGGGAGUGUGUUUAUCAAAGGGUAUGGAGCUAUUUAUAGGAGGAAUGGAGUGAGGUCGACGGACAAAAUGAUAUGUGAGUUGAAGAAGGCGGGUAACAAGAAUGUGGUUCACACUAUCAAGUUUCACGUUAUCAAGUAGACUUGCUCAUUUUAUAUGAGUCUUAUGCCGUUGUUGAUUGUUGACGUGUGUUUAUGGUUAUCUCUUUUGUUGUUUGUUGAGUUAAUGUUUAGCUACUAUCUAUUUGUUUUAAGUAUUCUAGUUAAAUCAAGUACGAGUUUGUAGUUUCUGAAUCUUAAUCAGAUAUGUCGAGAGUGUUGUUAGUAAUA
This is a messenger RNA of Brassica rapa (field mustard), 1431 nucleotides long. RefSeq names its product B3 domain-containing protein At5g60130. The record is from RefSeq and is a predicted model, not a curated record. NCBI's taxonomy places the organism in Eukaryota, Viridiplantae, Streptophyta, Magnoliopsida, Brassicales, Brassicaceae. Gene Ontology annotation, molecular function: DNA binding.